AUGGCAAACCUUGACUCGAUCCAUCUCCUCUCUGAGGCAGCAUUUGGCUGUGAGCAUCUGGCCACCGUCUUGAAGAAUGGCCAGACUGCAGGCCAGUUCAAAGUUAGCUUUCGGAAGCUGUAUGAUUCGUUGGCUCCAUACACCAAGCCAGAGCCGGUGGCGGUUCAGACUACCGGCCUGCGCACUGUAUCGUCACUGAAACCCAAGUAUCACUGUGUCUCCUGUCCCGAGAUCUGUUUGAAUACAGAAAGAAAAGCUCACACCAAGAAGACUGGACAUGGCUUCUACAUGGAAUCCCGGAAUCGUUUCCUCUUUUGUGAGAGUUGUGCGGACCUUGUGUAUGAUCAUGGUCUGGAAAGACUCUGCGGGCCUCAGGCUAAGUUUGAAUACGCUAAAGGUGCAUGGGUCACCGACGCAGCCUCCGAGGCUUAUGUCAAGAAUAACGCUUACAAGAACCCUUGCUCGCGCCGUGGUGCUCGAGGGGUUUGGAAUAUGGGACAAACAUGUUACCAAUCAGUAAUCCUUCAGGCUUUGCUGCAUGACCCAACCCUCAAUGCCUACUUCCUAGCAGGGGGUCAUGACAUCCACACAUGCGAACGGAGCUUUUGCAUGGCUUGCGCCGCAACUGAAGUGUUUAUGGAGUUUAAUAGCGGCGAAAAGACCGACGCCGUAUCAGCAGCCACCCUGCUUUAUCAUGGUUGGGAUGCGUCCCGGGACAUGGCUGGAUACCGCCAACAGGAUGCCCAUGAGUACUUCCAAUUUCUCGUGAAUGCACUCCAUGCAGCUACACCAGGACACUCGGAGAGUUACGGCACCAAAUGCCAGUGCUUUUUCCACCGCACCUUCUAUGGCGAGCUUCAAAGCAGCGUCAUGUGUCACAAAUGCGGCAAAACUACUCACACUUUUGACCCCAUGGCCGACCUGAGUCUCGACGUACAGCUCCAGAACAAGAAACGCAAGCUGGCGCCCCGAUCUAGCUCCACCCCUGCCACUUUGACUGGCUGCCUGGACAAUUUCACAGCGAUCGAAGACCUGUCUCCCGAUGCCUCUUACCACUGCGAGAAGUGCGGCAACACCCCUCAGCGAGCAUCCAAGCGGCUGCAGAUUCGCAAGCUGCCUUCCAUUCUUUGCAUGCAUCUCAAGCGAUAUGAGCACAACUCCUCGUCUUCGGAGAAGAUGCACGGCCACAUUGACUUUCCCAUCACACUCAACAUGCUACCCUACACAGUGAAAAAGGACAAAGAGCGUGUCGACACCUCCAAGUACAUCUAUGACUUGUCAACGGUUGUCGUUCACAAGGGCAGCAUGGAUUCAGGCCACUACUAUGCGUUCACCCGCGUAGCUGGCGACAAGUGGGUCUUGAUGGACGAUAACAAAGUUACCGUUGCAAGUGUGGCGGAUGUCUUGAAACAGGAUGCUUAUCUUCUGUUCUACGGGAUCCGGUCAAUUGGAUCUGAGAAGGCCUAG
Messenger RNA from Penicillium pulvis, 1467 nucleotides. RefSeq lists its product as uncharacterized. Bases 1 to 1467 code for a protein of 488 amino acids. Gene Ontology annotation, molecular function: cysteine-type deubiquitinase activity. The record is from RefSeq and is a predicted model, not a curated record. NCBI's taxonomy places the organism in Eukaryota, Fungi, Ascomycota, Eurotiomycetes, Eurotiales, Aspergillaceae. The transcript is spliced from 7 exons. Gene Ontology annotation, biological process: protein deubiquitination.